Messenger RNA from Styela clava, 1418 nucleotides. RefSeq lists its product as uncharacterized. Lineage: Eukaryota; Metazoa; Chordata; Ascidiacea; Stolidobranchia; Styelidae. The record is from RefSeq and is a predicted model, not a curated record.
AAUAAACAAGCAUGAUGGGUAUAUCUCAAUAAAUAUUUACGCUAAAAUUGCGAUUGAAUUUGCGAAUUUUCUGACAGUGUAGAAUAGGAAAAGUGAGGGCAGGAAUAGGUUUCGCUAUUUUUGUUUUGUUGUUCUCUCAGAGCACCCGUUAGUUGGGUUUGGAAGUUUUUAAACACGUUCGCUAAGGUAUUAAACUCGAAUUCUGAGAUAAAGGUGCUCGUGAAAAGGUUGCAGGCACCCACUGAGUAAAUUUUGCUCUGAAUAUAGAAAGUUGCUAUGGAAACAUUCAAAUUCAUCGCUCUGUUCAUGUGUAUUGGUGCCGCCAAUACAGUCGAUAUCUCUGUGAGAGUUCGAUUCAGAGGCAGUGCGGUGAUGACGUCAUACAGUAAUCAGGAAACAAUCACGGCGACGAACGAGCAAGAAUUACGAGAAAAGUUGACCGAAACCCUGGAAAGAGCGCUACUGGAUAAGCAGAUAGAAGAGGUUACCAUAGAAACCGAUAUUUACCAUGGCAACAAAGUUCAGUCAACACAAGUCACCAAGUUUGACGUGACAACUGCGGAUGGACUGGAUGACACUACUUUAGUCACCACCACAAAAAGUGAUGACAUCACUAAAGCCGUUACGUCAUCUGCAGCAAGAAGUAGCCACCGCACCAGGAAAGCUGAUGACGUCACAACAUCGGAAGUGCUUGAAAACGUGUUCAUAACUCGAUCGAUCACUUCUGUUGCUUCCACACACCAAGAGUCGACCAUGACUGUGACCACAGGUUGGGAUGUUCUCAGUACUACUGUUCCUAAUGGUUUGGAAUACGAUGGCAAGUUGUUUAUCCCUCUGACUCCUCUAAUAAAGGCGGCGAAAAGUAACAAAACUGAAGCAGAAUCGAGAUGCAAGGAGAUUGGUGGACAAUUGGCGAAUAUUUAUAAUGACGAUCACAUGGAUAGAAUAGGAGAUUUCAUACGAUCAAAUUUUAAGAUUGAAGGACACAGAAACUUUCAUCUUGGAAUGACCUAUAACGAGAAUGGAAGUGUUUCCUUCCGUAACGGAACUGCAGUGGACAAGACUCACUUCAGGUGGAGAGAAGUUUUUCCAAAAAACAACGGCAAACUAAUCUAUCUGCGCGUGACAAAGAAUGGAGAGAGAGUCAAUCAGUUUCUUUGGAAUUGGGGGGACGUGGAAAAAUUUGUACUAUGCGAGCGCUGAGCUCGAAACAUAUUUUAUGGUAAAAGCAGAAAAAAUGCCUGUUUUUGGACUUUUACCUAGUUAUUGGACACGAAAUGGAUAUAUAUAUAUAUACAUCGUUUUGUCAUUUCCUUUGUUAUUGAUAUGAAAAAAUCGCUUUUAUUAUCAACUACUGGACCAAUUGCUUUGAAAUUUCCGGUGGUUAUUUGAUACUCCCGUAGUGUGUGUACCAGGGU